This is a messenger RNA of Baudoinia panamericana UAMH 10762, 3087 nucleotides long. RefSeq names its product glycosyltransferase family 2 protein. The transcript is spliced from 2 exons. Gene Ontology annotation, cellular component: cell periphery; cell septum. NCBI's taxonomy places the organism in Eukaryota, Fungi, Ascomycota, Dothideomycetes, Mycosphaerellales, Teratosphaeriaceae. The record is from RefSeq and is a predicted model, not a curated record. The coding region runs from base 1 to 3087 and encodes 1028 amino acids. Gene Ontology annotation, molecular function: chitin synthase activity.
AUGGCGGCGCCGCCGACACCACAUGGCUACGGCCCACCUCCAGAUUAUCCAGCCGACAACGACGACACGCCUGUCGCUAGUCAAGUACACAACGGUUCAACCCUGCGUCUCCUGACGGACGCAGAGGGGAGCCAUCAAACAACCGAACGGAUACCUAGCCAUCUUGAGCGUACAUACCAUCCAUCCGAGGCAGUGCGUCCGCCCUCAAGACCGCCAUCGGUGCUUGACAAUGCCCCUCAAAUGCCGCCACCUAUUGCAGAGGUACCACCAUAUAUGCCGUUUAGGCCGGCAUCCAGGUCUUCCCAAUCACCAACAAGGCCUUUGUCACCACUGCGGAUGUCUACGGACUAUGCACGACCGCCAGCUUCAAACGUCCCGUAUGAGCCCGCAGACAUCAACGGACAGCCACGACCAGGAACUCCGGCGUCGCAAUAUGGCUCACCCAAGCGACCAUUACCUCCCCAGCCUCUGUUCGCCGGUGGACGUCCUCCGUCAUUUGAGAUCCCAAAGGACGGCUCGGAGGUGACAAGCGUUGAGAUCAGCGAAGAAGGUGACGACGUUUUCGGCCCAGCGAGCGGACAGACCGAGGACGAUGGACCGCAACGGCCUGAGCUCAGACCGCACGACAGCUUUGUUUCAGAGUCCACGUUCGACGAUGAGCUGUACGAUGAGAAAGCGGAGGGGUUGUACGGCCCGGCUCCGACAGGCAAGCAAGAGCGAAGGGGCGCGCGAGAGCAACAGAUGGCCAAGAAGGAGGUGCGCCUGAUCAACGGCGAGCUUAUCCUUGAGUGCAAGAUACCCACGAUCUUGUACUCGUUCUUGCCGAGGAGAGACGAUGUCGAGUUCACGCACAUGCGCUACACGGCCGUAACCUGUGAUCCAGACGACUUCGUUGAUCGAGGGUACAAAUUGAGGCAGAAUGUUGGUUUCACUAGUAGAGAGACCGAACUGUUCAUCUGCAUCACGAUGUAUAACGAGAACGAGAUCGACUUCACGCGGACGAUGCACGGCGUCAUGCGUAACAUCUCACACUUCUGCAGCCGAGCCAAGUCUCGAACCUGGGGAAAGGAUGGCUGGCAGAAGAUAGUGGUCUGCGUCAUGUCGGACGGUCGUGCGAAGGUACAUCCCAGGACGCUUGACGCACUAGCAGCAAUGGGCUGUUAUCAGGCCGGGAUCGCGAAGAACAUGGUGAACCAGCGAGAGGUGACUGCGCAUGUGUACGAAUACACCACGCAGGUAUCACUGGAUGCGGACUUGAAGUUCAAAGGCGCCGAGAAAGGUAUCGUCCCGUGCCAGAUGAUCUUCUGUCUCAAGGAGAAGAAUCAGAAGAAGCUGAACAGCCAUCGAUGGUUCUUCAACGCUUUUGGCCGCGCGCUCAACCCGAACAUCUGCAUCCUGCUGGACGUAGGCACCAAGCCCGGGGACGACUCGCUGUACCACUUGUGGAAGGCCUUUGACCGAGACUCGACCGUCGCCGGAGCAGCUGGUGAAAUCAGAGCGGCCAAGGGCAAGGCCUGGCUACAGCUGCUGAACCCUCUCGUCGCCUCGCAGAACUUCGAAUACAAGAUGUCGAAUAUCCUGGACAAGCCGCUAGAGUCCGUCUUCGGGUACAUCACUGUAUUACCCGGAGCGCUAAGUGCCUACCGAUACCAUGCACUGCAAAACGAUGAGACCGGACACGGACCCCUGAGCCAGUAUUUCAAAGGCGAACUUCUCCAUGGCCAGGAUGCUGACGUGUUCACGGCGAACAUGUACCUAGCCGAAGACCGGAUCUUGUGCUGGGAGCUGGUCGCCAAACGUAACGAGAGAUGGGUGCUGAAGUACGUCAAGAGCGCCACUGGCGAGACCGACGUUCCCGAUGCGGUCCCAGAGUUUAUCUCUCAGCGCCGGAGAUGGCUGAACGGUGCCUUCUUCGCCGCCGUCUACUCACUGCUCCACUUCAAGCAAAUCUGGUACACCGACCACACGAUUGGCCGCAAAAUCCUGCUGCACAUCGAGUUCAUAUACCAGUUCAUCUCGCUGCUGUUCACCUUCUUCUCGCUCGGCAACUUCUACCUGACCUUCUACUUCGUGGCUGGCUCGCUCAGCGAUCCGAAAACCGAUCCUUUCGGCCACCACAUCGGGGAGUAUGUCUUCGUGCUAAUGCGGUAUAUCUGUGUGCUCCUCAUCAUGAUGCAGUUCGUGCUAUCUAUGGGUAACCGACCCCAGGGCGCGAAGAAGAUGUUCCUGGCGUCCAUGAUAACCUUCGCCGUCAUCAUGGCAUACACGACAUUCGCAUCGAUCUACAUCGUGGUCAAACAGUUGACCAACAAGGACGACCUGCAGUUGGGCAACAAUCUGUUCACCAACAUGAUUGUCAGCUGCCUGUCAACGGUCGGGCUUUACUUUGUAAUGUCUUUCCUGUACCUGGACCCUUGGCAUAUGUUCACCAGCUCGGCGCAGUACUUCGCCCUACUGCCAAGCUACAUUUGCACCUUGCAAGUCUACGCGUUCUGCAACGCGCACGACGUGACUUGGGGCACAAAGGGCGACAAUGUGAUGAAGCGGGACCUGGGCGUUGCAAAGGCCUCGAAGAACGGAACCGUGGAGCUAGAGAUGCCGUCAGAGCAACUCGACAUCGACUCCGGCUAUGACGAAGCGCUGCGCAAUCUGCGUGACCGUGUUGAGGUACCAAAGCCAGGCGUUUCCGAGUCGCAGCAGCAGGAGGAUUACUACCGUGCCGUACGCACGUACGUCGUCAUGGUGUGGCUGACCUGCAACGCGAUCCUGGCAAUGGCGGUCACGGAGAUCUACAGCGACAUCCAUAUCUCGGAUAACUUCUACCUGAAGUUCAUUCUCUGGUCAGUGGCUGGCGUUGCGCUCUUCCGCGCUAUUGGAUCCAGCGCUUUUGGCAUCAUCAAUAUCAUACACUCUAUUGCGGAAGGGAAGCUGAAGAUGGAGACGAAGCGCAACAACCAGGCAAAUUCCGUGAGCGGCAGGAGCAGCAGAAGCUGGGGUAGUAAGAUGAGCGUACCGAGCUGGGUCAGCGGUAGUAGUAGCUGGGUCAGCAGCAAAGUCAGCAGCAUUGGAAGCACCCUCGGACGAUGA